UCUUCAGCUCCUGGCAGAGUUUUCUGUUGAGAGAGAAGCCGACCGCAGAAUGGCACAGAAUUUAUCUUGUGAAAAUUGGUUGGCAACAGAGAAUAUCUUGAAUAAGUACUACCUCUCUGCAUUUUAUGCAAUCGAGUUCAUUUUUGGACUGCUCGGGAAUGUCACCGUGGUGUUCGGCUACCUCUUCUGCAUGAAGAACUGGAACAGUAGCAAUAUCUAUCUCUUUAACCUGUCCAUCUCUGACUUUGCUUUCCUGUGCACCCUACCCAUGCUGAUAAAGAGUUAUGCCAAUGAGAAUUGGACCUAUGGAGAUGUUCUCUGUAUAAGCAACCGAUACGUGCUUCAUACCAACCUCUACACCAGCAUCCUCUUCCUCACUUUCAUUAGCAUGGACCGAUAUCUGCUCAUGAAGUUCCCUUUCCGAGAACACAUUCUACAAAAGAAGGAAUUUGCCAUUUUAUUCUCACUGGCUGUCUGGGUCUUAGUGACCUUAGAAGUUCUACCCAUGCUCACGUUCAUCAAUUCUGUCCCACAAGAAGAGGGCAGAAGCUGCACCGACUAUGCCAGUUCUGGAAACCCUAAACACAGUCUCAUUUACAGCCUGUGCCUGACUUUGCUGGGCUUCCUAAUUCCUCUCUCUGUGAUGUGCUUCUUCUACUACAAGAUGGUAGUCUUCCUAAGGAGGAAGAGCCAGCAGCAGGCAACUGCCCUGCCACUGGACAAACCUCAACGCCUGGUGGUCCUGGCGGUGGUGAUCUUCUCUAUACUCUUCACGCCCUAUCACAUCAUGCGCAAUGUGAGGAUCGCCUCACGCCUGGAUAGUUGGCCACAGGGAUGUACACAGAAGGCCAUCAAAUCAUUAUACAUCCUGACCAGGCCUCUGGCCUUUCUGAACAGUGCCAUCAACCCCAUCUUCUACUUCCUCAUGGGAGACCAUUACAGAGAGAUGUUGCUUAGUAAGUUCAGACAAUACUUCAAGUCCCUUACGUCCUUCAGGACAUAAGCUUCGGGAUUCGGGUCUUCACUCAGCCAGAAAUGAGACACUUGAUAAACAGUGCUGUGCAGUUGACUUUUAACUAAGUAGACCACCAUUUCUAGGCUUUAACACCCCACCAUCCUCCAACCCCUAGUGCUGGAGUACAAACUGGGUACACAUGAAACAAAAGGCAGCUAUCUGUCCUGAGUUUAGGUUAUACCCAGAGUAUGGAAAAAAUAAGGCAUGAUAAAGCAUUGACAUCUUCACUUAAGAACUGAACAAAAGAGAACUAAUAUUGUCAAUGUUUGGACACUUAAGUUCUGAAAUCUUGGAAAUUUUAAGACCUCUUUUUCUGUCAGUGUAAAAGGAAUACAAGAUAGCUUUGUGCAAAUGCUGAAUGCAUUUCAUCAUUGGUCAGGUUGAUAAGCAUGUUUCUGAAAUAGUCUCUGUUAUUUUACUCUUGCGAUAUUAAAAUUUAUUAGAAAAAUGAAUAGAACUCAAUGUACAACUUUAGCUUUUAUAUUCGGAAAUUAUGUUUCUUGAAAAAAUAACUGCUGUGCCUAAAUAAAUCAAUAUAAUUAGUU
Messenger RNA from Mus pahari (shrew mouse), 1560 nucleotides. It is a transcript of the gene Sucnr1, whose product is annotated as succinate receptor 1. The record is from RefSeq and is a predicted model, not a curated record. The transcript is spliced from 2 exons. NCBI's taxonomy places the organism in Eukaryota, Metazoa, Chordata, Mammalia, Rodentia, Muridae. Gene Ontology annotation, cellular component: plasma membrane. Gene Ontology annotation, molecular function: G protein-coupled receptor activity. Bases 50 to 1003 code for a protein of 317 amino acids. Gene Ontology annotation, biological process: G protein-coupled receptor signaling pathway.